GGUAGUCUGGUCCCCUGGGGAGAUGGGGGGUGCGGUUCAUAUUGGCUUGGGGACACAUGGGCUGGGGAUGGCCAGGGACCUCCAGUACCCAUGAGGGAUUCCUGUUCUUCCCAGAUGGACUCCAGGAGCUCCCAGCCAGGGGAGCAAGACAUGACAGAGGCAGGGGCUGAGCAGGAGCUUCGGUGGGUGGAGCUGGGCUCAGAGGAGGCUCUGGAAGCCAGGACCGAGAGCCCCAGUGCCCCGGAAGCCUGGGGGCUCCUGCUGCAAGCUGUGUGGAGGGGUCACCUGGGCCUGGCAACAAAGCUACUGCGUCAAGGGGCCAGUGUGGAGGAGAGGGACCACAGGGGCAGGACCCCGCUCCGCCUGGCCAUACUGCGCGGCCACGUGCCCCUGGUGCGUCUCCUGCUGCGGCGCGGGGCCGCGGUGGGGGCUGCCGACCGCGCGGGGCGCACACCCCUCCACGAGGCCGCCUGGCAUGGACACUCGCGGGUGGCCGAGCUCCUUCUGCGGCGUGGGGCCCCAGCGGCGGCGCGCUCGGGGGCCGGCCUCACGCCGCUGCACUGGGGCACGCUGCUGGCCGGGCACCUGCUGGGCACGCCGGGACCAGGUCCCUCGGCGGCGGAUGCGCGCGGCUGGACGGCGGUGCACUGGGCGGCCGCGGACGGCCGGCUGCCGGUGCUGGAACUGCUGGCGGCGGAUGGCGCGGGCCUGGACGGCGCCCUGAUGGUGGCAGCCGCGGCCGGGCGCACGGCGGCGCUACGCCUCCUCCUGGCUCGCGGGGCGCGGGUGGACGCCCGGGACAGCAUGGGGACCACGGCGCUCGGCGUAGCGGCGAGCCUGGGCCGCAGGCAGGACAUGGAGGUGCUGCUUGACCAUGGGGCAGACCCCAGCCUCAAGGACAGGCACAGUCGCUCUGCACUCCACAGGGCUGCUGCUGGGGGACAUCUACCUGCUGUCCAGCGGCUAGCAGCCUGGGAAGCAACGGUGGAUGCUCGAGACUCAUUGGGCCUCACACCCCUACACCAUGCUGCUCGGGGAGGCCACGCAGAGGUCGCCGGCCACCUCCUAGACAGGGGAGCGCAGGUCAAUGCUGCUGGAUGGCUCCACAAGACCCCCCUUCACCUUGCCACAGAGCAUGGCCAUGGCCCCACCGCAGAGCUUUUGCUGAGCCGAGGGGCUAGCCUCACCCUGAGGACACAAUGGGGUGAAGCGGUCCAGGACCUGGUGUCCGAGGGGGUCUGCCCCAGGUACUGCCCACCCUUUGCUGAGAGCAGGAGUGGGAGGGGCACAUAGCCCCAGAGGCCCUG
Molecule: messenger RNA, 1307 nt
Organism: Zalophus californianus (California sea lion)
Lineage: Eukaryota; Metazoa; Chordata; Mammalia; Carnivora; Otariidae
Gene: ANKRD65
Product: ankyrin repeat domain 65
Molecular function (GO): protein binding
Source: RefSeq, a predicted model, not a curated record